This is a messenger RNA of Verruconis gallopava, 1255 nucleotides long. RefSeq lists its product as uncharacterized. Gene Ontology annotation, biological process: carbohydrate metabolic process. Lineage: Eukaryota; Fungi; Ascomycota; Dothideomycetes; Venturiales; Sympoventuriaceae. Bases 197 to 1090 code for a protein of 297 amino acids. The record is from RefSeq and is a predicted model, not a curated record. Gene Ontology annotation, molecular function: hydrolase activity, hydrolyzing O-glycosyl compounds. The transcript has a single exon.
UCUCAAGGUGCGGACAUGGCCUUGGACGCGAUAAUCCUUGUAACAUCGAUAUUACAAGCUCUGAUUCUCCGCAACCGGAGAACCUGGCUGGCAUCUUGAUCCACAAAAUCUCAACGUCAAACAGUCAAUUGACUUCAACGUGAACGUUGGACCAUUUUGCUGCAAAAGUUUGAGACACUCCCCUUCUUUGACACAAAUGCCAUUUUCAAGGUACAUAGAUAAGCUCACAGAUAAAUUCCAAGAGCAUAUCCCACCUCAGUUGCAGAACGCUAUCAAGACUCCAGCCGUUCCCUCAAGUGGUAAAUCUUCGGCUACGUCCGUAUCCAUAUAUUGGAGCGCUGACUUUUCACAAUCCACGGCUGUAAGCGCCAAUUUCAAGCAUGAAUGUGGCGACUGGGGCUGGGGAAACAAUGAGCUGGAAAACUACACCGAUAGCGAAGAGAAUUCAUUUCACACUCAAGAGAAGUGCCUAGUGCUGAGGGCAGUCGUUGCUUCAGCUAAGGUUCGCGACAAGUACACCUCAGCUCGACUUCGAACGCACCAAACACUAGCGAAAAGACGUGGCUACCUGGAAGCUACCAUUAGCUCUCCCAGUGCCAAAGGAAUUUGGCCUGCAUUCUGGUUGCUACCGUCUGAGCCCUUCAAGUGGCCGGAGGAUGGCGAGAUUGACAUUAUGGAGUCAUGGAACAGGAACACGCUGAACCACUGCUGUUUACAUUGGGGGCAUUUCGCUGGUGAGGAUAUGAGCAAACAUCGUGUUCGUGAGGUUGAGGUCUCUAGUAUCACCAAGCCUCAUAUAUACGGGUUUGCCUGGGAUCAGCCAGAAAGCGGCGAAGGUGGCAGAAUGCUAUGGUACAUUGACGGACGUCCAGUCAUGAAAGCGACACGUCCUGGGGGGAUGAGGAGACUGGAAGACUUUCAGGUAAUACUGAAUGUUGCGAUUGGAGGCAACGUCUGCAACGGGGCUUUACCCGAGGAUGGUUCAUACGAGAUGGUUGUGCGUGACCUGAAGAUGUGCGAGAGUCCAGAUGGUGGCUGGGAGUGUUUCGAAAGAGAAUGGCUACGUACCAGAGAAGGCCACGGAUAUUGAGAUCCUGCAUGAUUUCAUAUUUAUUGCUACACUCAAGCUUUACAAAAAUGUUGGAAUUAAUAAACCUUACUGCGCCUAGUCUUAUAUUUCGGGUAUGGAGAUAGCCAAGAACAUGAAAACCAUGCGCCAGAAGCCAAAUUAUGGAGUUGGUCAUGAGUCACACAA